UUCCAUUGUUGUCUCUAUCUGGUAAUUUGCAAAUUUUCUCAGUGACAGGUAGCCAGCGCAACGAAAAAUGAAUUAUAAAUUGGCAAAUAUACGACAGUGAGAAAAUUUACGGUUGGAUUCAUGACUUUUUGUUGAAUUCUACACAAAAGUACAUUGGAUGCAUACAGGAGCAGAAAGUGGACGACUGUCGCUGAAAGCCAUGAAAACAUUGGAACAAAUCAAACACGAAUUUCCACUCCACUGGCUGGUAUGGAGCAACAGCGUUGACGAGUUAGAGCGGGCGUUAAAAACGGAAACGGUUGACAAGGAGAAAAUCGAUACUCGGGGACGAACCCCACUGAUGUUAGCAGUAAAAUUAUCACACUUGCAAUGUGCAAAGUGCCUUUUAGCGGCGAAAUGUAAUGCCACUUAUGAACACGAAGGAUGGUCAAUUGUACAGGAAGCUGUUUGCUCCGGCGAUGAGGAUAUACUGACUGCCAUCAUUGAAGUACGAGACUUGCAACGUCAUAUGCAACGUGUAACGCAUGUUCCCAAAUUAUUACAACAUCUUUUGGAUGCGCCUGACUUUUACAUUGAAAUGAAAUGGGAAUUCACUUCUUGGGUUCCCCUAAUGUCUCGCCUUUGUCCCAGCGACACCUAUAAAGUUUAUAAACGUGGUGCGAACGUCCGAAUCGAUACCACUCUACUAGGUUUUGAUAACAAUACCUGGCAAAGAGGGAAUCGUUCAUACAUCUUUAAAGGCGCGAAGGACUCUGCUACCAUGAUUGAGAUCGACCACGAUACUCAUGAAGUGAUGGAGGAGCAAAUGAAUAACGAAAUAGGAGAUAUUGUGGCAAUACCGCCCCCAAUGGGGUCUGUCCGUGCUCGUCUUAAUGCACCUGUUAUUACCAAUAACAUUGAAAUGGAAAAGAUUAGUUUUGAGCGAAACAAAUCGGGAAUAUGGGGUUGGCGUAGCGAAAAGUCUGAGUUGGUCAAUGGAUACAAUUGUAAAGUUUAUGGUGCCAGUAAUGUUGAGUUUAUAACGCGCACCCGCAUGGACCAUUUAAAUGACGAUCAAAUUAAGAGUAAAUGCGGGCGUACUCCACUGCAUAGUUUUUUAGGAAUAGCUGAUGAUGAAUUUUCCAGUACUCGUCCUAAUGAGGGACUAAAUACCAAAGAUCGGACGCCUUCUCCAUCCCCUGUGACCCCAUUACUUGAUCAAAGCUUUGAAAAUAGCACGGGCGAAGAGAAUGCCAGUUGCAGUUCAGGCACUAUUUCACCUAAGCAUGUUAUUACACCAGAAGAGUAUUUUUCCCCCGAUGUCGAUUUAAAUGGGCGUGACAUUGGACGACCAAAGAAAGUCACAACAAAGAUUCAGAGAUUUAAGGCUAAUUUAUGGCUCUCCGAGGAGUAUCCUAUGCGGCUGCAAGAACAAGUUCUUCCUAUACUAGAUUUAAUGUCAACCAUGGCUAGUCCACAUGUGUCCAAAUUGAAAGACUUUAUCACUAUGCAACUGCCAUCCGGGUUUCCAGUGAAAGUUGAAAUCCCACUCUUCCAUGUCUUAAAUGCAUGCAUUACAUUCGGAAAUGUAUUUGGAAUGACAAAUCCAAUAGAACAUGUAACCACAAUUAAUGAAGAUGAUCGCAUAACUUGCAUUGUAGAUGACCGUUGUUUCGAUAUACCAAAUCAUUACGCCAAUAGAGGCGCAGACUCGCGUCGUCAAUUACCUUUGGAUGAAGACGAUAUGCUGCAAUAUGCAAUUGAACAAAGUUUAGUAGAAACGACGGCUGGUGCUGCUUCUGUCCCUUUAGUUGCUGAGGAUACCGACAAAGUAGAUAUAUGGGAGGCUUUACGUGGUCAGGGGGCAGACGGAAUUCCAGAUGAAGACGAACAGUUGCAGAGGGUAUUGCAGGAGUCAUUGUGCGGCCCAGCACAAACCACUGCAUCCCCACUCACCGAUGAAGACGACGACGACGAUGGCGGUUUCCGUUAUAUGGAUCCGGAUCUGGCAAUGGCCUUGCGGCUUAGUCAACAGGAUCAAGAGCAGUAUGAAUUGGAUUUACAGCGUGAACAAGAAAUGAUUGAACAGGCGCUAAAACUGAGUCUUCAGGAAAACUAAAUCAUUUAUAUGUGAGGAACAAGUGUGUGCAUAUGAUGCAUCCUUCAUAUAAUUUUCAUUCGAAAUAUUUUCGAAUUUAUAUAAAUAUCAAUCACUAACCACUACAUCCAAUAUAAAUUAAGACAGAGGAAUUUAAUACAAUAUUUUUAAGCAGGUUUAAAAUCCAUGACUUUGUCCGUUAAACGUGACAAAGCUUUAAGAAAUUUUGCUUUCUAUAGUACUGAGUUGUUUCAAAACAGUAUUGUAUUGUAUCUAGUGCAUAAAUACCAUACACAAAUUUUGUUCUUGAAUUAUUAUUAAAGAUAACAUACGAUAAGCUGAAAUGGUUUGUUUUUUUGAGCAUUUGUACGAUUUAUUUCUAUGUAUAUAUGAAUGUAUGUAUAUUUUUAUAACAUUAUAGACAAGCAUUUCAAAACCAGUUUUUAUUGAAAAUGUUCAACAAUCAAAAGGUCACUUAAAAAAACCGAAUAAAUGUUUGUCCGAGUUAAAUGUUUUCUCUAAAAGAAAAAGUUCUCUUAAAAUUGAAGCCUUUGAAGGUUAAUUCGGAAAUUCGUUAGUACAGCCUAAUGGAAAUCGAGGUAUGUUUGGUGUUUGAAUAUAUGUAAUUAAAUGUCUUCUGUUAGCGUACUUCAACCCUAAAUUCCAAAUGAUUCAUUACUUUGUGAGAAGUUCUUCGAAUCUAAAAUAGUAAUUUGUCCCAAUGAAACUAUUUCGUAAUUUUUAGAGUUUAAAAGUUUAAUGAAUACUAAUUAUAUUCCAUUGAAUCCACUGUAUCCGAUAUAUAUCCAAUACAAACACUAGUCGCUACUUGCAUUAGAUAUAAAUUAUUAUUUCUAAGAAAAUGUAGAUUCUAUGGUCUACCGUAGUACAGUUGUAUAGGUAAAAAUGUAAAAGUGCUCAGAAUCGUGGCGCGUGAUCCGUAAGAAAUCUUAAGUUUUAAGUUCAAACAAGUACAUAAACUUUACAAGUAAAGUCACAAUUGUAAAUAAAAAUUUAAAAAAAAAUUGUAA
Anastrepha obliqua is the source of this 3108-nucleotide messenger RNA. RefSeq names its product ankyrin repeat domain-containing protein 13D. The record is from RefSeq and is a predicted model, not a curated record. NCBI's taxonomy places the organism in Eukaryota, Metazoa, Arthropoda, Insecta, Diptera, Tephritidae. Gene Ontology annotation, cellular component: cytoplasm. The transcript has 10 exons. Gene Ontology annotation, molecular function: protein binding. The coding region runs from base 158 to 2098 and encodes 646 amino acids.